Molecule: messenger RNA, 1536 nt
Organism: Penicillium roqueforti
Lineage: Eukaryota; Fungi; Ascomycota; Eurotiomycetes; Eurotiales; Aspergillaceae
Exons: 4
Coding region: 1-1536 (511 amino acids)
Biological process (GO): cellular response to biotic stimulus
Source: RefSeq, a predicted model, not a curated record
AUGAGUGCUAAAGGAGUCAACGAAGUCGAGCUGUCUGGCGACAUCGACUUCAUUAAGACCCCUGCAGCCAAACCUGCGAAGCUCCAGACCGGAGAGGACUGUGGAAUUGGUCUGACAAACUUCCCAGCCAUUCACAAUGCGCCGCUGCCCGCGGAUGGCCCCGGAAAUGAAAGCUUCUCGAACCUUCUCCUAGGCGGCGUCCUCGUCGGAAUUCCUACAAUUCUUACCUACCUGCUCAAUGGAGGUCAGAAGACAUUCUUCUUCCUUUUAAUCCUUCUCUUCCUUCCUCUUUUGGUUGUAUUCUGGUCCUGGAAAUCCAGCAGCAGCCCCCGCACCAACGAAAAAGUCAAGCUACCCGGCCGACCCAUUGAAUAUUACUUGACCUUCAAGCGCGAAGCGGAUAAAGCGAAAUGGCACGGAAAGAACAAAGUUCCCCUCCAGCGAUUUGCGGAAAUGUACCUGGACGGCUUGGUGGAUUUCAACGGCGACGCACUUGAGGUCAUGGAAUACCGUCACGACUGGGCGAACUUCUCUUUUACCUUGGACCUCUUCAAGUUCAUCUUUUUCACCUUUUUCAAGGACAUCAUCUUCCACACCAAAGCCCAAGAUGAGGAACAGAUCCGUCCCAACUAUGAUCGCGGUAACGACCACUAUGCUUGGUUUCUUGGCCCUCGCAUGAUCUAUACCUCCGGCAUCAUCUCAGACCCGGAGAAGGAGGAGACCCUCGAAGAAAUGCAAGAUAACAAGAUGGCCAUCGUCUGCGAGAAGAUUGGCCUCAAGGAAGGCGAGACCAUGCUAGAUAUUGGCUGCGGCUGGGGAACCUUCGCUAAAUUUGCCAGUCUCAACUACGGCGCUAAAGUUACCGGACUUACUAUCGCGGAGAAUCAAACCGCUUGGGGCAACGACGCUCUCCGCAAGGCGGGGAUUCCUGAACAACAGAGUCGUAUUCUCUGCCUCGACUACCGCGAUAUUCCACGGACAAAAUAUGACAAGAUCACGCAGUUGGAAAUGGGCGAGCACGUUGGUAUCCGGAAGCUUACCACGUUCUUCCGCCAGUGUUAUGAUAUGCUCAAUGACGACGGUGCUAUGUAUGUUCAGCUUUCAGGUCUGCGUCAGGCGUGGCAGUACGAAGAUUUCAUUUGGGGUCUGUAUUUGAACAAGUACAUCUUCCGUGGCGCAGAUGCUUCAACUCCUCUGUGGUACUAUGUCAAGUGUCUGGAACAAGCUGGAUUCGAACUCAAGGGCAUUGAUACUGUCGGUGUUCAUUACUCCGGUACCCUCUGGAGAUGGUACCGGAACUGGACUGGAAAUGUGGACGCAAUCAAGGCCAAAUAUGGCCCCAGAUGGUAUAGAAUCUGGGAGCUGUUCCUCUCCUGGUCCGUUAUCGCCUCUCGGGAAGGCAUGGCCACCUGUUACCAGAUGGUUGUAGUCAAGAACCUGAACUCAACUCAUCGUAUUAACGGUGUCUCUUCUCAAUUUGGCCUGGCCGGUGCUCUCGCCACAAGUAAGAAGGCGGGCAAGUCUCAGCUGCAUUAG